AUGAGUCACAGAGGGCUGGGCCAGGCCAGGCAGCCACACCGGCACGCUGCCAAGCAAGCACACUGCCUGCGGAGAGGGACAGCGUGCCGGGACGCUGAGCGGGAGGGAUACCAUGCUGUGGGGCUGGGAUGGGCCAGGUCAAGGUGGCAUGGGGCAGAGCUGCAGGCGCUGGGGACCCCCGUGCCGCCUCCUGUGGAGACAGAUUCCCACUCAUGGUCACCUUCCUCCGGGAGGAAUAGCAGCAGAGAGAAGUGAGAUGCUGCUGGGAAGCAAAUGUGCGUAGCUGAUACCCUAUCAAAACCACACUGCUGCGAUACCGAGGGUGACAGUUUGCCUCAGGGCUCCAGGGUGGUUUCCAGGACGGAUGUUCACCAGGCUGCCUCCCCGGAUUUCAAAGUUGUGCUCUCUCUCCCCACCACCAUGCGGGUGGCAGCCAUGAUCCGGUACGCAGCACUACUCAUCACGCUGCUGGGCACCUGGUUCAUCAUGCAGACGUACUUCGACCACAGAUGGAAAGCCAUCAGCCUGCGGAGCUGGCUUGCAGCACCCAGCACCCCAGCCAGCAAGCAGCUGCCCCGGCACAAGUGUGGGAACCAGAAGAGCUGCCCCCAGAACCAUUUCGCCUUCAAGAUCAUCAGCGGUGCAGCAAACGUGGUGGGACCCUACAUCUGCUUCAACGACGUGGUCCUCAUGAGUAGCAUGAAAAACAACAUUGGCAGAGGCCUGAACAUCGCACUGGUGAACGGCACAAGUGGGCAGCUCCUGAAAGUGGGCACGUUCGACAUGUACUCCGGAGACAUUACCGAACUGGAUACCUUCCUCCAAGGGAUCAAGCACGGCACCAUCGUGCUGAUGGCCAGCUACGAUGAUGCUGCCACAAAGAUGACCGACAAAUUACGGGCACAGUUCAUGGAGCUGGGCAGCAGCCAUGUGAGCAAGCUGGGUUUCCGGGACAACUGGGUCUUCUUGGGAGCAAAAGGGCUGAAGAACAAAAGCCCCUUUGAACAGCACAUCAAAAAUGAUAAGAAUACAAAUAAAUACGAUGGCUGGCCUGAGGUGCUGGAGAUGCAGGGCUGUGCCCCCAGGAAGAUGGAUUAG
This is a messenger RNA of Egretta garzetta (little egret), 1098 nucleotides long. RefSeq names its product FAM3 metabolism regulating signaling molecule D (gene FAM3D). The record is from RefSeq and is a predicted model, not a curated record. The transcript has 12 exons. NCBI's taxonomy places the organism in Eukaryota, Metazoa, Chordata, Aves, Pelecaniformes, Ardeidae.